GUUGGAGCGUGGGUAUUUCAAACUAAAUGUGAUAUUGAUUUGAGGAAGCAGCGCACUACAGAUGCUUUCUUUUCUUUCGUGUGCGCACAUGGUCGCACAUGUCUCCGCAGCCUCAGUGCCCAACUUCGCCGUGGCCACGGCCUCCGGGUGUUUGCCAAAACCGAUUUGUCUGCCAUGGCUCCGUUUGUGGCUUUGCUGUCUUCGCUGCUGGUGACGGUGCUCGCCAUGCGCUCGACCCAGCAGAAAGAGAGUCUGGGAGAAGUGGCUUCUGCUCGCACGAAGUCUGCCAAGGAGCAGCUGGCGGAGAUUUGGAGCGAGGUGGAGGCCGACGAGGGCGAAGCCGCUCCGAUGCCUUCGGCGCUGGGGCCGCUGCGCUUGAUGUCCGCCGCCGAGGACCUGCCGCUGAUUGGACGGGUGAUUCGCUGGGCCAACGUGACGGAGGACUUGAGGAGCACCUUCUCGUGGCGCAAAGAUCAGCCGUUGCCCCCCGGUCACCAGAAGCUGAUCCACCCGGUGGGUUCGGUGGCGAAGAUCCAUUUGGAGUGGGACCACGCGAUGAUGAGCAGCCUCGGCUUCACAGGGGUCUUCGCGAAGGACCAGGAGCAAGCCUUGAUCCGCAUUGGCCCUGCGGGUGCCUUGAAGAAGACGGGCAUGGCGCCUGGAGUUUCGGUGAAGGUCUUCCGCGACUUCAAGGAAAGGCUCUCCGGAUGGCCUGCCAUCCAACAUCGAAGAACAUCACAUGAGCCACACGAGCCACGGCGGUCGAACGAACCACAAGGUGUGAACACGCUGAUGCUCUACUCCUUGCGAGGUCAGGAUGGCUUCAGCCACUUUGAACACACUCUUUGCAACAAGCUCUCGGACUUCAGGGACAAGAGCUUUGCAGAGAACUUGCUGCUGAAAUCCUUCAAGAAGGCCUCCGCGUACCCCUUCACCACGGGCUUGAGCCAGUGGGCGGAGCAAGAUCAUACCUCGCCCAAGUUUCCCUUCGUGAUUUGCUUCAGGCCCAUGGACCAUGUGAGAGCCUAUUUCGAGCGCUUUAAGGAUGAGCCCUUUGAGCACAUCCAGGAGCAGUUGCAGCACCUCUCCGCGGGGAAGAAGAUCUACGAGAUCUACGUGGGCACCGGUCCCCGCACGCAGCUGAAGCCCGUGGGCCACGUGAGCCUCGUGUCGGAGUUCCACAAGACCAAGUUCGGCGAUCAGAAGCUCUUCUUCCGCCACGACUGGUUCGAAGAGGAUUUGGAGUGGAUGCCUGCGUGGAAGGACUGGGUGGAUGCUGAAGAGUUCUGGUAUGAGGAAGGGGCCAACAACUUCUACAGCAGCAUCGAUCCUUCCGAGCAGAAGGAGGUUGGAAACCAAAACGCCUGGGUCGGUGGCUACAACCCCUCUUCAGGCAGUGAGAUCGUGGAGAACUUGAAGACCUACUUGCCCUUCUUGCCCUGGUCCUGGGUCUCCUGGAUGCAGCGCACCGAAGCCGCUGGCAGCAGCGCCAGCACCGGCGCCGGGCUCCAUGAGACGAGCGGCCAGGCGAGCGCUCAGCGCCAUGUGGAAGCCUCCGGCUGUCCCUUCGCAUAUUUGCACCAAGGAGACAGCAGCUUCAUUCACGCCCUCCUCAAGUGACACCAGCAGAGGAGGGGCUGAACAGGCUCCUUUUGGGACCUUCAGGAGUAUUCAGGGAGCAACGGCUCACCUGCUGCGCUCCAAACAGGCGCAUGCACUCGCAGCGAAUAGGACGAGCGGACCGGUCGGAAAAAGAAGAAUGGCGGGGCCUCGGGCAGAGGGGCGGAGCUGCAAUCUACCCGGGAACAG
Durusdinium trenchii is the source of this 1809-nucleotide messenger RNA. Lineage: Eukaryota; Dinophyceae; Suessiales; Symbiodiniaceae. The record is from the annotation of a GenBank genome assembly.